AUGGAGCCCUUUGAUCCAACUACCCAUCCACACAGACGUUAUAAUCCGUUGACCAACACACACGUUCUCGUCUCACCCCAUCGCACCAAACGUCCUUGGCUAGGUCAGACUGAGCCCGCCGAGCCUUCGAACCUCCCCCAGUACGAUCCCGCAUGUUACUUGUGCCCUGGGAAUACUCGUGCAGGCGGCAAGGUGAAUGAAAUGUACACUUCCACCAGCGUAUUCGAGAAUGAUUAUGCUGCCGUUCUUCCACCCCCUGGACCUGUCACACCUCCGGUUGCACAUCCACUCCUGACCGCAGAGCCAAUUCAGGGUGGAUGUGAUGUCGUAUGCUUCCAUCCACGGCACGACCUCAGUCUACCAACUUUAUCUCUGCCGGACGUGGAGAAUAUCGUGGAUGAGUGGACUCGCGUUUACAUCAGGAGGGGAACUGAGCCUGGCAUCGAAUAUGUGCAGAUAUUUGAAAAUAAAGGUGCAAUGAUGGGUUGUUCCAACCCGCAUCCUCACAGCCAAGUUUGGUCCCUUUCCACCAUACCUACUCUCCCCGCGAAGGAGCUCGCUUCUUUGCGUAGCUAUGCCUCGGCCCCCCACGUACCCUCUGGCGUUCCAACGGGGCCUGACGGACGUGCGUGCCUGUUGUGCGAGUAUGUGCAUCAUGAGCUGUCUGUUCCAAAAGACGAAGGACGCCUAGUCAUCACAAAUGAGCACUUUGUUGCGCUUGUGCCGUGGUGGGCGUAUUGGCCCUUCGAAAUCAUGGUACUCCCUUACAAACGCCACAUUUCGUCCCUUGUGCAUUUUACAGUGGAUGAAAAGCACGCAUUCGCAGAUAUCAUGUCGCGCGUGACGAAGCGUUACGACAACAUAUUCUCCUGCUCAUUCGCCUAUGCGAUGGGCGUCCAUCAACGACCCCUCCCCCCACGUCGAGAUGAUGAUGGGAUGUAUGUACAAGAUGCAGAUGAUGUCUCACAUCUGCAUGUGCACUUUGAGCCCCCGCUCCUGCGGAGUGCAAGCGUGCGCAAAUUUUUGGCAGGUUUUGAAGUGAUGGCGGAACCGCAGAGGGACCUUACUGCAGAGCAAGCUGCUAAGAGGUUGAGAAAUUGUUCUGAAGUUCACUACCUCCAUGCUGUGCACAGUGCGCAGUAA
Messenger RNA from Suillus paluster, 1143 nucleotides. Its product is annotated as galactose-1-phosphate uridylyltransferase. Gene Ontology annotation, biological process: beta-D-galactose catabolic process via UDP-galactose, Leloir pathway. The record is from RefSeq and is a predicted model, not a curated record. The coding region runs from base 1 to 1143 and encodes 380 amino acids. Lineage: Eukaryota; Fungi; Basidiomycota; Agaricomycetes; Boletales; Suillaceae. The transcript has 5 exons. Gene Ontology annotation, molecular function: zinc ion binding; UDP-glucose:hexose-1-phosphate uridylyltransferase activity. Gene Ontology annotation, cellular component: cytoplasm.